ACUACAUGUAAACAAUCACGAACAGAAAUGAACUUCACCUUUUCUCAUAGUUUGUUGUUAAACCGGCUUCUAAUAUUGACACAAUGUCAGGAGCCGCCAAACUUAUACGCAAAAAUAUUUUUCAGACACAUAAAUCUGUUUUUGAAGCACUGUCUUCAAAAUGUCAACCGAUGCAUGCACAGUUGUAUCGCACCAGACCAAGUAAAUCUCACCCGCUACAGCUGAGUUUUCAUUCAACUUGUUUUUGUGAGAGAUUACCAUUCUGUUAUUUUUCACGCACAUGUGCAAAUGAUAGUAAGCAUGGUGCAAAAAAUACUUGGAAUCUAAAUUCUGAAGGAUGUCCACAAGGUAUUCAAGGAGAUGACUGUACUACCUUUGAGCUUUGGAAAAAAAACUGUCAAAAGUAUGGUUUGCAAAAUUGUAAUGAACAGCUACAAGGAGUACAGUCUGGAAGGAAAACUAUGGGAGAGAUUUUAGCUGAACAGGAGAAGAUAAUAGCAGAAAUAGCCAAACAGUAUGCUGCAAGAAAUGACAAGCACCGCAGUAGUUUCCAAGGAUCUCAAGAUAAUGCUCCUGUAUUCACUACUAGAGAUGAUUCUGGUCAUCAAGGUGUUCAAGAAAGCACCAAAAACGGCCAUAGCAGUGACAGGCACCACAGUAGUGCCCAAGGAGCUCAGGACAGCAGCCCAGCCUUCUCUGACAACAAAGAUUACCCAGGACCACAGGGUAUCCAAGGUACACAGCAUGAGAAGAAACAAUGUAAUAAUGUUUGUUUUCGGUUUGAGACAAUCACGCAACGAAAUUUCAGAGCUUGCCAUCAGAUGGCAUCCAAGCUAUUACUAGGCUGCCAUGUCAGACCUUCUGGGAAUGUAGCUCUGAGAUUGUUUUCAAGUGCUAAAAAAUAUCAGAUCUUUAUGAAAAGUUCUGUUUCUGCAUUUCCAUUCACAAAUCUGAAUAGUGUUCGUGCCAGCUCUACAAAAUCAGACAAUGAUUUAAAUCUCACUCGCGAUGCUUGCCCUCAAGGAAUUCAAGGAGAUGACUGUGUUACUUUUAAGCUCUGGCUGCGGAACUGUCAACGUUAUGGCAUUGAAAAUUGUAAUGAACAAUUACAAGGCAUACAGUCUGGAAGAAAAACUCUAGCUGAGGUAAUGGCAGAGCAAGAAAAACUAAUAGAAGAUGUUGCAGAACAUUACAGAGCUGCUCAUAGGAAAAACCAUCAACAUAGCAGCAUUCAGGGUUGCCAGGAUAGCUAUUCGUCAUUGCCAGAUAAAGAUUUGCCUUGCCCUCAAGGAGUGCAAGGUUUAGAUUGUGCACAGUUCAAACUAUGGCUUGAAAACUGCCAUAGGUUUGGCCUACACAACUGCUUGGAGCAAUACAAGAGCUUGAAAGAUGGACAAAAAACUUUGGCUGAGAUAUUUUCAGAGCAGGAUAAAGUGAUCAGAGAGGCUGCCAGCUACGCUUAUCAGAUAAAAAAACAGCAGUUCAGGAAAUACUCAACAUCCAGUAGUAACUCAAGUAACAUCCCACCAACAGAGGGCGCUGCAGAUCCGCCUGGUCAGCUGACCCAGAAACAAAAACUGAAGAGAGCUGUGAAAGAAUAUGGCAGCACUGUCAUUGUGUUCCAUGUCACAAUCUCGUUAAUGUCACUGGGUUUUUUCUACUUGCUAGUUUCAAGUGGCAUUGAUGUGGUCGGCCUUCUGUCAAAACUGGGCGUUGGAGAGUCGCUCCUCCAGAACAAGUUAGCCGCAGGAACUGGGACUUUUGUUGUGGCAUACGCCGUCCACAAGGUGUUUGCACCUGUGAGAAUAGCCACCACACUAACAGCCACGCCUUUUAUUGUUAGAUAUCUACGCCGUGUUGGAUUCUUGAAAGUACCCAAGUCUUGAGGCACGGAUUUCUCUCCCUUGUUGAUUAACCAGAGUUAUCUUGUGUUCAAAUAAUGAAUGUACUGUGUGUAAAGAACAAUGAGAUUUGUUUGUUACAUUUUCUGACCAGAUAACAGAAUGAUGAGAAAACUUUAUUAAAAACUUAUUGUUAUUGUAUCCAUGUUGAUUAGGUUUAUAUAAUCUAUAUACACAUCACUUGCAGUAAAAAAAAAAUACAACACAGUAUCUAUUCAUUGUAGACUUUUGUUGAUUAGUUACUGUAUAACCUCGAUUAUACUGCAGUGUUAUGAAGUGCAUUAAUUGAAUAGUUAGUGAUUAAGCAUUAUAAAACAGUCAAAUUAUUUAUUAGUUUAUGGAGGCAUAAGGUGACCAGGACAUCUUUGGGGCAAGGAUUUAGAUGUUUGGAAUGGUCAUUGAUGUAAGUUCCUAUUAGUUUAAUUCCACCUUUUCUGGUGCCAAAAAUUUCGUCUAUAAAAUUUUCUUUGUUUUGUAAAUCAUUUCUUAUGAGGUGCUAGAUGGUAAUUUUUUAUCUAAUAUCUAAUAAUUAAUAGUCUGUAAUCAUGGCUUGUAGUUGAAACUAAUACAGUAUACUGAGACUUAGGCAAUCAAAUUGAGUUCAAUGAAGAAGUGUUAUUGAACAUCAGAUUAAAAUAACGCUUGUUGGUUGCUCAAGUAUUUGAUUUGCUUAUACUCAGUAUUCUGUAGUGAUCUUGUAAUAUCUUCAAUAAAUCCAUGACGUAUUGAAAUAUCACAAUAUUACUUUUUGAGGGUUUAUAAAACAGGUAUGUUGAAAAUGCAUUACUUUAGUGUGACUAAAAUGGCUCAUUUUAUUUUAACCAGAAGCAAAUCAAAUUUUACUUUGCUAACCAUUUUUCUUGUCAACAGCCAGGGUUACAGCCCUAAAGCUGUUGGCAGCCUAGUGCCAUGGUACACCUUUCAUUAUUGCUUUUAUUGAUUGAUAUUUAUUUAUUUACAAUUGAAUUUUUUUUAUUGUUGUUAUACUUUACCUUUCUUUUUUAGUAUACUGACAAGAAAAUAGAUCUUGUAUUUUCUCUGAUUACAUUUUGAUAGUUAUUAACGAAAAUAAUUCAGACAGAUAACCGUAGUAUGUUAUUAUUAAGCAUCUGUAUCAUUUAAAAGUUUUGUAAAGGAUAUUAUCCCCUUUAUAUUUGUUAUUUAUAAAGUCCACAUUUUAAGUUUUAAAAUGUUGAUACUAUUACUAGACUAUUUUUUAAUAAUAGUCAGAGAACGAAUUUUGUCUCAACAUAUUUGAAAAGCUUCAGAUUGUGUUUAAUUUCACAUCAAACUUUAGAUUGUACACGUUUUAAGUAUGCCUUGUGAAUAUCAGAUUUUUCAGAUGAUUUCACUUUAAAAGAUAUUCACCAAAAAUUGGUUGGUUUCAAAAUAAUAAAUUUGAAUACAAA
Messenger RNA from Physella acuta, 3310 nucleotides. RefSeq lists its product as uncharacterized. Lineage: Eukaryota; Metazoa; Mollusca; Gastropoda; Physidae. Gene Ontology annotation, cellular component: mitochondrion. The record is from RefSeq and is a predicted model, not a curated record.